Molecule: messenger RNA, 1479 nt
Organism: Trichogramma pretiosum
Lineage: Eukaryota; Metazoa; Arthropoda; Insecta; Hymenoptera; Trichogrammatidae
Product: protein phosphatase 1 regulatory subunit 21
Exons: 6
Coding region: 1-1299 (432 amino acids)
Cellular component (GO): early endosome; membrane
Source: RefSeq, a predicted model, not a curated record
AUGGAUAAUUCUGAUGGACAGCUGUCUAUUAAGUACCAGAAAUUAGCCACCGAGUACUCAAAGAUUCGUGCACAAUUGAGUGUUCUAAAAAAAGCUGUGAUCGAUGAGCAAACGCGUAAUGCUGAAACAAAAGAACAACUCAAAGUAAAGGAAGUAGAACUAAGGAGAGCUGAACAAGAACUCGACAGUCUUACUUUUCGCAAUCAACAAUUAACUAAACGUGUUACUGUCCUACAAGAGGAUCUUGAUAACAUACAGAAUAAAACAAAAAAAACCAAAAGUAAAAAUGAAAGUAAAGCUCAAACAGUUCCAGUACCACCUAAUCACAUACUUGACGAAGAAUUUCAGAAAAAAAUUGUUGAAAAUGCAACUUUGUUAACCCAAUUGAGUGAGAAAAAUACUGAACUUGACAACCUUCAUGAUAGGGUGCAAUUUUUAGAAAAUAAACUUGAAAUUUCCCAAAAAGUUAAAAUUGAAUUAGAUAAUAAAUACCAAACCAAUAUAGAAAAAUUGGAAAAAGAAAAAAGUGAUCUUUUAAGAAAAUGUAGUGAAAAAGUAAGGAAAGAAGAAACAGUUUCAUGGUCAAGUGGAGAAGGUAAAAAAGAAAGCUAUGAUUUUGAUUUAAAAUUUGGAUCUUCAAAUAGCAAACAGGAUCCAUCACCGUUCUCAACACCUUCAGCUUCACGAAGAUCAUCAAAAUCAACUGUGGAAAUUGGUGCCACUAGAAGUGAUGACAUAGAUUUUACAAAAUUAUGUGAGUUAGAAAAAGAAUUGACUCAUUGGAGGACCCAAUAUAAUACGUUAAAAAUAAAAUUUGACGAACUUGCUCAAAAAGAAAAUAAUGAACAACAAAGACUAGAUGCAAAUGGUUUGGAAACAGUUCAAGUUAGCAAUAUGAUUGGCAAGUUGACUAAACCAUUUGCUCUACCAGAAGAAAUUGAAGCUCGUGAAAAAAGAAUUUCAGAAUAUUACAUGCAAGAAAUGGAUAAACUGUUCAAAGAGAAAUAUUUGUACCAUGUUAGAAAUUUAGCUAUUGCUGCUAAUACGGAAGUUAUGAAUGUUCAUUUGGAUGCUAGUGAGGAAAAAAGGGAAAAGUGCGAGGCAGAGUUAGCCGAUGCUCUUCAAAAAUACAAAAACUUACAACAAGAGAUGGAACAGCAAGAGGCAAACUAUAAAUUGCAAUUAAACACUAUGAGUGAACAUUUGGCUAAUAUGAAUGAGAAGCUCAUUAAUCAAACCGAUGAAAUACAACGCUUAAAGUUUGAACUUUCAAACAAAAAUGGUAAGCGAGGGAGAUAAAGUCUGCCAUCACUAUGAAUUUUGUCACAUUCCAAGAUGCUUGUCAAGAAUUUUGUAAAUAUUACAAACAUACUAUCGAUUUUCAACGUGCUCCUAACUGCAAUUAAGUCCAAGAUCGUUUUGACUUGGUACUGCAUUAUUAUAACAAAAAAUUUUAAAUAAUAAAAAUUUUAACGAUCA